This is a messenger RNA of Andrographis paniculata, 703 nucleotides long. RefSeq lists its product as uncharacterized. The record is from RefSeq and is a predicted model, not a curated record. Lineage: Eukaryota; Viridiplantae; Streptophyta; Magnoliopsida; Lamiales; Acanthaceae. Gene Ontology annotation, cellular component: endoplasmic reticulum; endoplasmic reticulum membrane. The transcript is spliced from 4 exons. Gene Ontology annotation, biological process: endoplasmic reticulum to Golgi vesicle-mediated transport; intracellular protein transport. The coding region runs from base 173 to 562 and encodes 129 amino acids. Gene Ontology annotation, molecular function: oxidoreductase activity.
GGAACCCUAUUUAUUCAGCCUUAGCCUUACCUACCAAGCAAAGCAAAAUUCAACGAGGAAUCGCUUCGUGAAUUCAGUGAAGCGCGUGCGAAUCAAGCGAUCUCUGGAAGAGGAGAAGUAAUCGGAAGUUGCUGCGAGGUUUUGGAAGUGAAAAUUGCCGAACCGGAGACUCAUGGCGUUGCAAUGGAUGAUACUGGCGUACGUGGUGGCAGCGGAGGCGGCGGUCGCGAUUGCUCUGACUUUGCCGUCGCCGAAAGCGGUGAAAUCUAGCAUCGUGUCGCUCGUUUCGCUCGUUCUGCAGCCGUCGCUGUUUGUUGUACCUUUCUCGGCAUUUCAGCUCCUAGAUAUAUAUUGGAAGAAUGAGCAUCGGCUGAUGUGUACCGGGGAGAUCUGUACUGCUGCGGAAAGGGAUCGAUAUGAGAAAUCGAUCUACAAGGCUCAGAGGAACGUCGUCUUGUGCACUGCUGCGUGUCUUCUUUAUUGGUGCAUUUACCGCAUCUGUAAGUACCACAGGGAGAUUCAGCGCAUGGAGGAACUCGAGAAGAGGUACAAGGAUGAGUAGAGCUUCUCCUCUUCGGAAAACCAACUAUAUAGGCGGUGACAAGAGUGUUGUUUCUUCUUGUAUUCUAUGUACCUCUACUUUCAAUCUUCUUCCCAUCAAUAUGAUCACAUAUAUAUAUAUACAUAUAGACACUUAACGCCA